Messenger RNA from Cylindrotheca closterium, 414 nucleotides. NCBI's taxonomy places the organism in Eukaryota, Bacillariophyta, Bacillariophyceae, Bacillariales, Bacillariaceae. The record is from the annotation of a GenBank genome assembly.
AUGCAGUUUGAUUUGGUCUCCGCCAUCCGGGAAUCUAUCGCUCGCUCGUCGGUGUCCUGGUCUCCUCAGCAUGUGUAUGGUCACCUUCACAAGACCCUUCUCUUUCAGGAACUGACUUGGUGGGAGCAGAAGAACCUGGAGGUCGAUGGACUGGCUGUGGAGUUUUGCAGGGAGAUUGAGGCCAAUCAUCAGCUGGUUGCACCUAACCCUUGGUUCUUCACGGAACUCGCCGCCUUGUUUGUCGUGGACUCCAAACAGUCCCGUCUUGAUAAUCAGCUCAUUCAGGAACAUGUUGCAUUACCCAGUCUUCAGGAGCGCUGGUGUGAGAAACUGUUGGAGAUCGGUUCUGGCGGACAUCAGACUGCUUGUCUUCGUCCAAACCGAUUGACAAAGUUGUGGCCAAACAAGCCAUAA